Racocetra persica is the source of this 164-nucleotide messenger RNA. The record is from the annotation of a GenBank genome assembly. Lineage: Eukaryota; Fungi; Glomeromycota; Glomeromycetes; Diversisporales; Gigasporaceae.
AAAGUAGUAAAGAUGAUGAAGAAAUUUAUGAAGAAAUCUAUGAAGAAAUCUGUAAUAAAAUCUUUUUUGAAUUAAUACAAGACUAUAAAAUUUUUUUAAAAACUACACUUGAAGAAAAUGAUAAAGAAGAUGAUGAUUACUUUCUUGGAGUACCUCAAAAAAAA